AUGACAAUGCCAACAGUGCUCGAACCUCUACGGCCUCGUGUCGUUUUGAGGAACUUGCGCGCAGCUGCCAUACUUGUCCCAUGGCUGGUGCACCUAACCGCCAGUGACGUCUUGUUGUCCCUCUUACUACCGCUGUCGUUCAUCGCGCCAACAUGGACAUACCAUCUGUCAAGCAAGAUCGCAUUCUGGGUGUGGUAUGGCAUACAGCUCAUCUUCACUCGCUUCAACAAAGCAAGAAUCACCACCUCCGGCGACGAUCUCCCACCAAAUGAGUCAGCUAUAGUUGUGUGCAAUCACGUAUCAUGGACCGACUUCUAUCUUAUUCAGCAGCUUGCAGUCAAGUCCAACAUGCUCGCAUAUCAGCGCUACUUCGCCAAGCAACAGCUGAAAUGGGUGCCGUUCCUGGGCUGGGGCUUAUGGGCUAUGGGCAUGCCCCUGAUUUCUCGGAACUGGGACCGUGAUCGAGUCGAGCUACAGAAGGUCUUCAAAGGGCCGAAGCAAUACAGAUGGCCCCAGUGGCUGGUCAGCUUCAGCGAAGCAACCCGCUUCACGCCCCAGAAAUAUUUGCAGACCGUGCAGUGGUGCAAGCAGCAGGGCAAGCCGAUUCCGCGAUAUGCACUGUUUCCACGCACCAAAGGAUUCAUUGCGACCGUCAGAGAGCUGCGAGAAUCGAGCAGUAUAGAAGCAGUCUACGACUUUACAGUCGCGUAUGCGCACAAGGAUCACUUCCUUCAGGCUCCCUCUAUGUGGGAUUCACUGUCCCAGCCGGACCUGAGUCGUGACUGGCAGUUCCACGUACAUGCCGAUCGAUUCGAUAUCAGAGAGUUCGCGAAUAUGACUGACACUGAGCUUGCGGCCUGGUUGGAGCAUCGAUGGCAGGUCAAGUCGCGCAAGCUGGAGAGCCUGCAGUUGAGGUUGGCUGCAGGCCAAUCUUGGUCGGAGAUCGAGGCGAAGAAGGCGAAGUGA
Molecule: messenger RNA, 966 nt
Organism: Cyphellophora attinorum
Lineage: Eukaryota; Fungi; Ascomycota; Eurotiomycetes; Chaetothyriales; Cyphellophoraceae
Product: Lysocardiolipin acyltransferase 1
Exons: 1
Coding region: 1-966 (321 amino acids)
Cellular component (GO): endomembrane system
Molecular function (GO): 1-acylglycerol-3-phosphate O-acyltransferase activity
Source: RefSeq, a predicted model, not a curated record